Messenger RNA from Lachnellula hyalina, 753 nucleotides. RefSeq names its product Mitochondrial metalloendopeptidase (gene oma1). NCBI's taxonomy places the organism in Eukaryota, Fungi, Ascomycota, Leotiomycetes, Helotiales, Lachnaceae. The transcript is spliced from 2 exons. Gene Ontology annotation, biological process: mitochondrial protein processing; protein quality control for misfolded or incompletely synthesized proteins. Gene Ontology annotation, cellular component: mitochondrial inner membrane. Gene Ontology annotation, molecular function: metalloendopeptidase activity. The record is from RefSeq and is a predicted model, not a curated record. The annotation marks the transcript as partial.
AUGGCACAGGGGUUCACGCUUCGGUCGUCGGACGUUGAGGUGCAGUAUAGCGAUAGCGGUCGGUCGACAUUUAGCAAGGUCAACCUUGUAGAUCUCCUAGUGCAUUAUGUAUUUUGGUGGCAUUAUGGUCUUUAUUCUAGCGGAGCACGCAAUUCUGGCCGCAUCCCCCCCUUCACAUCAACGACACGACUUGCUGCUUCAGCCUGGCAUGGAAUCACACCUCGGCUAGAAUUACAUAUAAUAUGCAUCAUAUACCUACACUACGAUGGGUUGGCAGCUAUCCUUGGCCACGAGAUAGCACACAACGUUGCUAGACAUCAGGCCGAACAACUCUCGUCUCUGGUCAUACUUGCUCCUGUUCGAUGGGCGUUUAUAUACCUAGAUUAUGCGGGGUUCACGGCUGGCUUUGGGAGGGUUCUAGCUGAUCUGGCUUUGAAUUUCGGACUCAUGAUGCCGGCGUCGAGAAAGCAGGAGAGCGAGGCGGAUUAUAUUGGAUUGAUGAUGAUGGCGAAGGCUUGUUAUGAUCCGAAGGCUGCAGUGAAGGUGUGGCAACGGAUGGAGGCAGCGAAUAAGUCAGAUAUACCCCAGUGGUUAUCGACCCAUCCAACUAACAACACUCGGAUAGAGCAGAUGACAAAUUGGCUGCCCAAAGCAGAGGCGGCGAGGGAUGAAAGUGGUUGUGCUGUUACUAUGGGAUAUGCAAAGGACUUCCAGGAAACAAUGGGUAGGUGGGGAAGCUUUGGAAACAUUGUC